UUUUUCGUGUACGUACACCCAAUACAUGCGCACGUAGAUAACUCUAUGGAUAAAGACACUUCAAGGAUGUUUACCAACAACAAAAUGUUGGAUGAAGUUCGUCUGCUGAACGCCCGCAACGAUAAACUGCUCAAGGAUUUUGGCAUCGACCUGAACAACCUGAACGAUGCCGCCUGCGAAGCUCUGGCCGAUUACGCCAAAAUCAAACAGCUCACGGGCCUAACCGAGCUGGAACCGUCCUUUGUGGACGACUACUGCUACCAGGAGCAGUCCAAAGCGCUGGAAGCCCGCCUGCAGACCAUCACGCUGAAGGCACAACUCAAACGGCUCCGGGCCGAGAUCAAAGCCGAAGAGACGGAUUUGGCCAAACUGGAGCACUUUGUGACGGAAAGCCAGGCCCAACUGAUUAGCAGCGACGAGAUGGAGAAGUUGCGCGUCACGCGAGAAAAGUGGAUCGAAAUGCUGCGGAGUAAGCAGCGAACAUUGAUGGAAAAGGCAGAUGUACUGAACUUGGACGAUUUAAUAGCAAAAGUAAACGCUAUUGAAGCAGAAGAAAAUGCCUAGAUACGUUUAUUAAUUAAUUUAACCUAAGUAGACCACAAUAAAAAAUACAAACUGUUAAUAAUAAAAAA
This is a messenger RNA of Culex quinquefasciatus (southern house mosquito), 632 nucleotides long. RefSeq lists its product as uncharacterized. The transcript is spliced from 4 exons. The record is from RefSeq and is a predicted model, not a curated record. The coding region runs from base 46 to 564 and encodes 172 amino acids. Lineage: Eukaryota; Metazoa; Arthropoda; Insecta; Diptera; Culicidae.